UAGAAGUUGGUCCGUGCGGUAAACAUUGUAUUCAAGAUGGAGACCGCCAGUAAAAUGAGCCUAGCAGCUCUACAACAACAAGAUCCGUACAUCAACAAACUCCUCGAUGUUACCGGACAGGUAGCACUGUACACCUUUAAUUCCAAAGCAAAUGAAUGGGAAAAGACCGAAAUUGAAGGCACCUUAUUUGUUUAUGCCAGGUGUGCAUCCCCUCAUCAUGGCUUCACCAUCAUGAAUCGCCUGAGCACAGAGAAUCUGGUGGAGCCCAUCAACAAAGACCUUGAGUUUCAGCUCCAAGACCCCUUCCUGCUGUACAGGAAUGCUAACUUGGGCAUAUACAGCAUCUGGUUUUACGAUAAGAAGGACUGCCAGCGCAUCGCUCAGCUCAUGGUGAAGAUUGUGAAGCAGGAAGCCUUGCAGACCCACCGGGGCUCCCCAGAGAGGGCUGACGUCCCUGGGAGGACCAAUGGCUGCUCCAUUGACAUCCUGGAGCUCCUCAGCAAGGCCAAGGAUGAGUUCCACAGGACUCAGGCGGGGGAAACGGAGAUGUCCGUUACUGCUGAGCAGAGGGUGAACACCGAGACGCUGAAAUCAGCCGGCGACACUACAGAGCACGCUCACAGCGUCUCACAGCCAGAACAGAGCUCCCACUCUGGCCAGAGGCAGAUCACUGUGGAGGAGCUGUUUGGAAGUUCUCUACCGAAGGAGGCCAGCCUGCUGCCAGCCAUGCCCACCCAGAGUUCCACAGACCCUGCUGCCACGGCCCCCGUCAGCUUCCUCCAGGCCCAGAGCUACGCUCCACCCAUCCCCUUCCAGCCCUUACUGACCCCCUGCCUCACAGCAGACCCAGGGGGAAACAACCGGCACGUCACCCCUGGUCUGAUCUCCCUUAUGGAGGCCAGAGGGGGCCCUGGUCCAGGCUACGCCCUCUACCCCGUGUUCCCCGGUGGACCUUCAGGGGACCCCCAACCCCAGCACUCUGUGUCCCCGCUGUUGGUGACGCCAUCUGGGGUUGAGGCUUGCGGUCCUCCCCCUGGCCCUCUGUCGGCCUACUUGGGGAAGGAACCGGCCUACCUGAAACCCAGCCCCUCUGAUCUCCACAAACCCGCCCUCGCACCUAGCGUCUUGCCCAGCCCGCUGGCCACACCCCAGAGCUUCAGAGAGCCAAUCACCAAGCCCGCUGCCCUCGGCAGCAUGCCCACAGGCCGUGUGCAGCUGCAGAGUAAAGAAAUGGAUGUGUUCGCUCAAUCUCAGAAACUGUCAAAAACCCAGCCAGCUGUCCCUAUGAAGGCGGGUCUUGUGGUACCGGGGGCGGGCACUUCACUUACGGGGGCAAAGCACUCCAUUCUGCUCUCACCAAGCGCCUUUCAGCAUUCUGUUGCCAAGACAACGGAACUGCAGAGGAAAGCUGCCCCUCCCUCCCCUCCGCCCGCAGCCACAGGGGUGGUGGAGCUCCCCCAACCCUCCUACAACAAGAUCCAGUUACAAGACACACUCAUCAACCUCAUCAAGAAUGACCCAGCGUUUCUCAGUGCCAUCCAUGAGGCCUACCUCCACAGUCUUUCCAAGGACCUGAGCCACGUCAAGCUAUAGUCUCAGUCCAAACCUGAGGCUGGUCCUGGACACGCCUGGACAGGGGCACCAGCCAACCUAACCUACAGGUACUGGACCACUGGGGGUUACUGCUGGCCAUGUGCAGAGACACAAACACUCCUAACUUGAGGCUCUGUACCUCUGGAGCAGCUAUGGGACUGCAGGAGGAGGACAGGACUCGAAUGUAGGAGGCUCACAUGGUUCUCCUACCAUGUGUGGAGGAGAAGGUGAAUGGGGAGAUGUUACACGUCACAGUAGUGUCAAAUCAAGUACGCACUCUAAGAAAUAUUGUUGAUUAGAAAUAAACCCCUGGGGAAGGAUGAUUAGGGUAAACCAUAAACCCUCAUAUGUCUUGGGAAAGAGCCUCCGGCCCUCUCUGGUGGGGUCAGUGCUUAGGGACUUGCUGUGCAAGCCAAACUUCAUUCAACUCCAGGUCCACUUCCUUGUUCUUCCUCAGUACAGCUGGGAUUCUACACACAUGCUCUCUAUCGUACCCCCUCUCUCUUUCUCAAUCUCUCUUGAUCCUUUUUUCUGUCAUUCCCUCACCCCAUUCAUGACCACCAGCCUCUGUCACUAUGCCUGUUGAGGGAUGUGUGCAAUAGAUUGCAAUGCCUUUUGGGAGAUUAUAGUUUUUUUAUAUAACCAGGCUUUAGUGUGUAUUUCCCAAGGGUUUAGACAGAGAAUUGUUGUAUUCAUUUAGGCCCUAUUAUGUGGGGUGAGGCAGUAAAAGCUACUGCAAGACUGUACCUGAGCUAACUGCAUUCAUCAAAAGCAUAAUCUUGUUUAAUAAGGUUGAUGUCCGCGCCCCCGUGGAAAUCCAAUUGAAUUUUAAAAAACCAUAGAAAUCAGUCAGUUUAAGCUAGAGAUCCACUGCAUCGGCCUAGAUCGCACUUCCGCGUCUGGUGAAUGGUGACAGAGAUAGAGCGGUGUUUGUCAGAUCAUGAGACAUCCCGAAAAUCGGUCUUCUCACAAAAUGGUCUGCAGUGUCCGAACAGUGACCCCUCUAUGAAGGAAGGAUUCUCUCACCAACACCAUAGUGUUCUCCGUUUUGCCCGCCACACGUGUCAGGAGACUUGUCUGAAGUCGGUACAGAUGAUCUGCCAACUUCUGUCUGUAGCGUCCCAACAGUUUGGGCUACACACUAAUAUGACCCCUCUAUGCAAAGGUGAGACUGUCACGAACAUAUACAGUACCAGUCAAAGAUUUGGACACACCUACUUAUUCAAGGAUUUUUCUUUAUUUUUAC
Molecule: messenger RNA, 2839 nt
Organism: Salvelinus namaycush (lake trout)
Lineage: Eukaryota; Metazoa; Chordata; Actinopteri; Salmoniformes; Salmonidae
Product: mRNA-decapping enzyme 1A-like
Exons: 10
Coding region: 37-1593 (518 amino acids)
Biological process (GO): deadenylation-dependent decapping of nuclear-transcribed mRNA; deadenylation-independent decapping of nuclear-transcribed mRNA; positive regulation of catalytic activity
Cellular component (GO): P-body
Molecular function (GO): mRNA binding; enzyme activator activity
Source: RefSeq, a predicted model, not a curated record